GCAGCAGCGGCGGGAGGGUCGGCCGGCUGGCUGUGCUCGGCGCUCACCUUGGCUUCCAGGCGCCCCCGGCGAGGCCGCGGCCUUUCCCCGGCGCCCCCGAGGGAGAUGUAUCAGGGCUUCCCCGGAGACUACGACUCCACCUCCCGGUGCAGCUCGUCCCCUUCGGCCGAGUCCCAGUACCUCUCCUCGGUGGAUUCUUUCGGGAGCCCCACGGCCGCCGCUGCCGCCUCCUCGCAGGAGUGCAGUGGCCUUGGGGAAAUGCCCGGAUCCUUUGUGCCAACAGUGACUGCCAUAUCGACUAGCCAAGACCUGCAGUGGUUGGUGCAGCCCACCUUGAUUUCCUCCAUGGCCCAGUCUCAGCAGCCUCCGGGCCAGCAAAUGCCUCAACAACAACAGCAGCAGCAACAGCCACCCACUGUGGACCCCUACGACCUGCCGGGAACCAGCUACUCCACCCCAGGACUGAGUGCUGCCUACGGUGCCGGCCCCUCGGGGCUGCCUGCCGCCCAGCCACGCUCCACCAGGGCCCGGCCCCGAAGGACUCGGGAGGAAACGCUGACACCUGAGGAAGAAGAGAAACGCCGUGUCCGGAGGGAGAGGAACAAGCUUGCAGCGGCCAAGUGCAGGAAUCGCCGCCGUGAACUGACAGACCGACUUCAAGCGGAGACCGACCAGCUGGAGGAGGAGAAGGCUGAGCUGGAGUCGGAGAUCGCGGAGCUUCAGAAGGAACGCGAACGGCUGGAGUUUGUCCUGGUGGCUCACAAGCCCAGCUGCAAGAUCCCUUACGAGGACGUGCCAGAACUGAUCGGGCAGCCGGGCACCUCGGGCGAGGUGAGCGCUUUAGCCCUGGCGGUCAAGGAGGACCCCUUUGGGCCCACGGCCUACUCGUCGCUGCCCCUUCACUACCAGCAGACCCUUGGCGGAGUGCAGGCCUUGUCCCCCGCGGAGGUAGCGUUUUCUAGUUCUUACUUUUCACAUGGUGAACAGCUGACCGACCCGUACCCGGCUAACCCUUCCUAUACGUCUUCGUUUGUCUUCACCUACCCAGAGGGAGCCAGCUGCGGAGCCACACACCAGCGGAACAGCAGCAGCGACCAGUCCUCGGACUCCCUGAACUCUCCCUCGCUCCUUGCCUUGUGAAACUCAAAAAAACAAAA
Molecule: messenger RNA, 1157 nt
Organism: Podarcis raffonei (Aeolian wall lizard)
Lineage: Eukaryota; Metazoa; Chordata; Lepidosauria; Squamata; Lacertidae
Gene: FOSB
Product: FosB proto-oncogene, AP-1 transcription factor subunit
Exons: 4
Coding region: 106-1140 (344 amino acids)
Biological process (GO): regulation of transcription by RNA polymerase II
Cellular component (GO): nucleus
Molecular function (GO): DNA-binding transcription factor activity, RNA polymerase II-specific; RNA polymerase II cis-regulatory region sequence-specific DNA binding
Source: RefSeq, a predicted model, not a curated record